UAAUAGGGAAGCGUGCAGAGUGAAUGCCGAGAGAAAAGGCACAAAACCCUAUUGAGGGCUCUCAGCCGCUAGUAGCGUAACCGUCACAUGGGCGAACUGGCUCUCCAACUAUUUAAGCAGGAACACUUUCUCUUCAGCACCAUUCUGCCAUCCAGCCUUGGUACGAGACUGACAGCGAGAAACUUUUGAAAACUCUCAGACAUCAGGUGAAGACACACAGGGCUGCCAAGAUGCCGAGAUCUUUUCUUGUGGACUCCUUGAUUUUGAGGGAGAACAGCGAAAAGGGAAGCGAGAACAGCCCGCCGUUGUUUCCUUACGCCGUGCAUCCGUCUCAUCCUCUCCACGGUCUCUCCGCGGGCUCCUGCCACUCUCGAAAGGCGGGCUUGCUGUGCUUUUGCCCGCUGUGCGUCACAUCUCAGCUACACCCGUCGCCUCCAGGGCUACCGCUCAUCAAGGCUUCCUUUCCUGCCUUCGGCUCCCAGUACUGUCACACCGCGCUAUCCAGACAGCACACCACUUCCAGCGGUGUGAACCUCAACAGCGGCUCGGGGUUAUACCAAGCCACAUAUCCGGUUCCAGAUCCACGACAGUUCCACUGCAUAUCCAUAGCAGAGAAUAACAGCAGUCAACUUCAGAGCAGCAAGCGCAUGCGCACCGCGUUCACCAGUACGCAACUCCUGGAGUUGGAAAGGGAGUUCACCUCCAACAUGUACCUUUCGAGACUUCGGCGCAUAGAGAUCGCGACUUACCUCAAUCUGUCCGAGAAGCAAGUCAAGAUCUGGUUCCAGAACCGCCGCGUCAAGCACAAAAAAGAAGGCAAAAGCGGCUCCCACAGGACGGGCUCGCACAACUGCAAGUGCUCGUCGUCGCUAUCCUCCGCCCGGUGCUCUGAGGAAGAGGAUGACCUUCCCAUGUCACCUCCGACUUCAGAAAAAGAGGACGCAGAUCUGUCCGUUAGCCCGUGAACUCUUGCUGACCACCACCUCAAAAGACUCUGUACGCCACGCCAGUGGAACCCUGAAUGCAGCCAAAAAGCGACGGUCUCUGCGCGCGCCGUCACCUGUAAAUAGCGAAAAAGAAGGAAAAAAGAACUUUAUAUAUGUGCGGGGUCUGUGUAUCCCUUUAAUGUUGUAUAUUUGUAUACAUGUUCUAUGUUUGUAGUUUUUUUUUUUCUGAAAACAACUUAGUUCCGCAUCCAAAUACAUUUCCUGUCACCAAAAGAUUUUAAAAUCAGUGAUAUCAAAAUGAGCAAAGCUGAAAUUUACCUACUUUUUCAUUUGUAUUUGUAUUAUUAUUAUUAUUUUUUUUUUUUUGUAUUAUUAUUAUUGCUUUGUUUGUUUGUUUGUAUGGAUGGUGAGUACAGGGUAGCUUUAAGCACAUUUUGGGGACAGGAUGGAAAUAUGGGAUGUAUCUGAUGUGUACGUCACUUUAGUGACUGAAUUUGUAAUUGUACUUUUAUCGUAAUGAGAAUAUUUAUUUAUUUAAAAAACCUUAAUGCUGAAAAUAAAGAAUAUUUCUUAGUGACAAAA
Messenger RNA from Megalobrama amblycephala (Wuchang bream), 1529 nucleotides. RefSeq names its product GS homeobox 1 (gene gsx1). Bases 231 to 965 code for a protein of 244 amino acids. Gene Ontology annotation, molecular function: sequence-specific double-stranded DNA binding; DNA-binding transcription factor activity, RNA polymerase II-specific. Gene Ontology annotation, cellular component: nucleus. Lineage: Eukaryota; Metazoa; Chordata; Actinopteri; Cypriniformes; Xenocyprididae. The transcript is spliced from 2 exons. Gene Ontology annotation, biological process: regulation of DNA-templated transcription. The record is from RefSeq and is a predicted model, not a curated record.